This is a messenger RNA of Nelumbo nucifera (sacred lotus), 1844 nucleotides long. RefSeq names its product coiled-coil protein. Lineage: Eukaryota; Viridiplantae; Streptophyta; Magnoliopsida; Proteales; Nelumbonaceae. The record is from RefSeq and is a predicted model, not a curated record.
CUCUCUCUCUGCAUUUUGCACACUUGGCGCGAAUUCUGCACCCCGUUUAAUAGAAUUCGAUAAACGAUGGAAGGUAGACGGGAAGGAGAGGGAGGGACCGAGGGAGAGAGAGAGAGAGGAGAUAUGCAUCAGCGUGAAGAAAGAGUUCAAAAAACGCCACCGUGCUCCCAUCCUACUUUCCUCCAACGUGUCUCUUUUCAUGGCUAUCGACGUGUCUCCCUCGAGUUUCUGAAGACUCUUCGUAGUGCCAUUUUUGUCAACUCUCUCUCUCGGGCCUCCUUUCUGCCCGUAGCUUGGUUGAGCCGUUUUCUCUCGCUUUCUCUCUCAAGAAAUAGAGAAGUUAUUAGGGGAUGUUGCAAUUCCCCAUUUCAAGGGGUCACAUUGAGAACAAGUUCAGAAUCUUGGCAUGUAGAAAUGUUGGAGGUGUCUUCAACUGUGCCAUCUUCCCAUGCAAUCUGCUUCUCAAAGAAAAUAUGGAACUUUAAUGUUCUGGACUUGAUGGUUGUGCAAAUGUUAGUUAUGUAGUUCAUGGGAACUUGGAGUUGAGUGGAGAACAAAAGCACCAGUAUUGACAGAUAACAGUGGAUCCGAUGGGGCUCUUUAUUGAAUUAAUAAAAAAUAUUAUUGUCAUGGUUAUGAAGUUGUUUUCAUUGUUGAAGCUUGUAUGCUUGUCUGGUGUGAGAACUGUUUGUCUUGUUAAUCUGACUUGGAUACAGCUGGUGAAGACUGCUGUCAAUUUCCAUGUGGACCUAUUCUGGAGGUUUAUGAUUUGGACAGUUGCCUUUGUAUCUCUUCCUGUUCGAAUUGUGACUGCAUUACAAAGGGAGAGGUUGCUAAGAUCUCAUCUAGAUGAGAUGCAAAUCCAGCUGGAGAGUCUUAUGUGGGAUAAGAAAGAACUUGAAGAACGGUUGCAGCUAGCUAUUAGGGAUAGUGCAGUUGUGGAAUCAAUAUUAGGAGAACUUGAAGAGGAGCACGAAAAAGCUGUUGCCAAAAUUGAACUCCUAGAGAAUGAGUUGCAAGAUCUGAAGGAUGAAAACUCUCGUCUGAAUGAGGCUAGGGGUAAAGGCUCUUGGGACUUCAAGACUCAAGAUUACAUGGGAAGCUGCAAAGAUCCUCCUAAUGUCAAUGAAAAUGGUAUUAUAACUGAAUAUGAUGUUCCAUCACGGAAGGCUGGUUAUGAUGGAAACAAAGUGGUUGUCCAAGACCUGAUACAAAAAGAUUCAUGGGAGCAUGAAAUGAAGGGGGAAAUUCAGUCUGAAAACUUCAAAAAGAUUGGAUCAAAAGGCAAUGCACCCACAUAUCAAUUCAUCUCUAGGAGUCUGGUAGUAGAUGAGGUGCUUGAUCAGCGCAGGGGGGUUGCUCUUUCACAGAGCCUCUUCAGUGCAAUUCUUUCACUUUUGGUUGGGAUGAUCAUCUGGGAGGCUGAAGACCCCUGUAUGCCCCUUGUGGUAGCUCUCUUCUUUGUGGUUGGCAUGUCUCUGAGAAGCGUUGUUCAGUUCUUCUCCACCAUAAAGAACAAGCCUGCAUCUGAUGCAGUUGCCCUGUUGAGUUUCAACUGGUUCAUUCUUGGCACCCUCACCUAUCCUACCUUGCCAAGAGUUGCUCAUAUUUUGGCUCCUCUGGCUUUUAGUCUUAUACAACAUAGUGUUUGAUGGUUUAGUCUCAUGUUGGCGCCAGGUAUGUAUCAUAUAUGUUAGAACUCAGGAGUCAGGACAUUAAUGGCUUUAUCAUGCUUGUUCAAUUUUAUUCUCUUUCAUAUUGUACAGUUGGGUCUCAAUGAAGUUUUUAUGAAGUUUUGUAUCAGGCAUUGAUGGCUUUAGUCUCAGGCAUUGAACUAAUCUUCC